Molecule: messenger RNA, 1435 nt
Organism: Scylla paramamosain (green mud crab)
Lineage: Eukaryota; Metazoa; Arthropoda; Malacostraca; Decapoda; Portunidae
Gene: MED7
Product: mediator of RNA polymerase II transcription subunit 7-like
Exons: 5
Coding region: 284-955 (223 amino acids)
Biological process (GO): regulation of transcription by RNA polymerase II
Cellular component (GO): core mediator complex; mediator complex
Molecular function (GO): transcription coregulator activity
Source: RefSeq, a predicted model, not a curated record
AAAGAUCAGAUUCUAUCCUGUCCUCUGUUGCAUGGCUGCUGGAAUUUAUAUAUAAAAUCCCGGAUUCUCAUACACAUAAACGCUUCUAUCACUUUGUUAAUCUUAUAGUGCACAAGUAAACACAGUCAGGCUGAGGAACCAAAUGGAACAGAGAGCUCAGUACAAGUUCUGACAGCUACAGGUCCAAACACCUUGGAGCAUUGGAAUUUGAUACCAAAUUACAUAACUGCAUGGAUGCUUAACUAGAAGAGAUCUCUAUAUUUGCAUAUAUUACAGAAGCUUUAUGAUGGCACUUCCUUCUGAAACAUCUCCUACCUCCACCUGGCCUCUACCUCCUUCACAGUACAUCAACCAGUAUACUGAUGAAAUCAUACGAAGGGGUAGGGCUCCAAAGCCACCCUUGCCUAUCCAUAAUGAUUACACAAUGUUUGGUGUUCCCUUCAAUGCUGAUGAUGUAAUCAUUAGGCCUCUUGAGUCUCAGUCCAUCCGUCGCCUUUAUCCUCAAAACUUCGACCAUCGAAGAGAAUUAAAAAAACUCAAUCACUCAAUUCUGGUGAACUUUCUAGACCUCUUGGACAUUCUCAUCAAAUGUCCAGACUCUACAAAGCGUACAGACAAGAUUGAAGAUAUCAACAUUCUCUUUAUCAAUAUGCACCACCUAAUAAAUGAAUUCCGACCCCACCAAGCACGAGAAACUGUAAGAGUCAUGCUGGAAAUGCAGAAGCGACAAAGACAUCAGGUUGCAGAACGAUUAGAGCGGCAAGAAGAUGAAGUCAGUAGACUUGUUAGGGAAGCUCUUGCCUCCUUGCCUGACAAUCUUGACUCUGAUUCAAAACUACUUGUGCCUUCCCCUGAGGAGCUCCAACUGAGGCCAAAAAAUGAUGCAAGCAACAAUGCUGAAGAUAAGUGUUCCAGUCUAGAUAGACUUAUGUGCAAUAUUGUGGAUGCAUUAUAGAGGUAAUGAUAUUUUAUAUACAGAAACAGUGAUGUAAUAUAUAAAUAUAUAUAUUGCUAUGUUAUGAUAUUACUGUGUUCCAUAAUUCCAUUAUGGCAAAAUCGUCCUUUUUGGGAAAAUUAAUUUUCUGAAGAUGUGUAUUUGUUCAUAAUGUUUAUGACUCAGAAGUGCAUUUUGUAACUUUGUAUGACUGUAUAGGUAAGUAAUAAUAGUACCAUUAAUGGAAUGACAUCCAGAAAAUAUACAGUUUUAUUUUCUUAAAACUGUUUGAUAAUAUUGUGGGAAAAGAAACAUUUCAUGAGACAUUAAUUUACACUGCAUAAUGCAGUAUUAUCACUGGAUAUGUAUGUUUGGUUUCUGAAACACACACACACACACACACACACACACACACACACACACACACACACACACACACACACACACACACACACACACACACACACACACACACACACACACACACACACACACACACAC